Molecule: messenger RNA, 1247 nt
Organism: Blastomyces dermatitidis ER-3
Lineage: Eukaryota; Fungi; Ascomycota; Eurotiomycetes; Onygenales; Ajellomycetaceae
Exons: 3
Coding region: 227-1048 (273 amino acids)
Source: RefSeq, a predicted model, not a curated record
UAGUUCGUGGUCGACAGGAAAAAAAGUCAAAGAAAUAGAAGCGCGUUUUCGCUUCACCCCCCUUUUUCCGCCAGAACCGAAACUCAACGACGCAGGCUUGAAGGGAAAGAAAAGGAUAAAAAAAAUAAAAAAAAAAUAGAGGAAGAGGUUAUAUUUCUCUUUAUCUAUUUAUUCUUAUUAUUCUCAUCCCUACUGUCUCCUCCUCACACUCACAACCACAACCACAAUGCGUCUGUCAUCAUCAACAAUUCUCCUCCUCCCAGCCCUGGCUGCGGCGCAAGAUCAGAUCCCACUCAGGGACCAGGUGCAAGGCUGGUUCAAUAAGGUUAAAUCGUUCCUCCCCACCGCUACCCCCGUGGUGAACUCCGCUGCCAAUUCCGCCGCCGCCGCUGCCACCAGCGCUGCUGCUGGCUCCAAGGGAGGUGCUCCCAAGAUCGUCAAUAAGGAGGUUACCCCCAUCACCGUCGCCAACUGGGAGUCGUUAUUGGCUCCGAAGGAUGACGGCCCAGGGCAGGAGUGGUUGAUUUACGUUACUGGCGGGAAUAAGACGUGCCAUGGCCAGUGUAAGAAGGCGGAUAAGGCGUGGGAGGCCGCCAUCCCCCUCUUCUCCGCCGACGAAACCUCCCCCUCCCUCGCAAAAAUCAACUGCGAAAACAACGGCCUCCUCUGUUCCAUCCUCUCCGCCACCCCCGCCUCCGUCUGGCACUGGCAGGUCCCCGCGCGCAAACCAGGCCAGCCAAAACCAAAGACCCUCGUCCACAUGUCGCGCGUGAACACCACCUCCGUCGACGCUGAGGCCAUCUACAAGGUCCAUUCCGAGAAGACUUGGGAGAACAAACCGGCGUUUGACGGCACGUUCCACCCCGUCGAUGGAAAGCUGGCGCAGUACGGCCUUAGUGUGCCGUUUGGCUAUGUGAUGUAUUACGUCGGUAUGGUGCCUAGCUGGCUUAUGAUGGUCGGGAUCAGCUUUAUUAGUCGGACUUUCAUGAGCCGGAGAAUGGGUCCCCCACGACCCCAGGCUGCUCCGCCCGCGGGUGCUGCGCAGUGAAAGAGCCAAAAGACCAAAAAGCCAAAACGAAAAAUACAAACGAAAUAACAAAAAUGAUAUAUAGAUGUGUAUGUGUAUGAGUUGUUUUCUGUAUGUGUUCGGUAUAGCUCUGUAUUACUGUUUUCUGUUUAUUAUAUAUUAUUUAUUACUAUUACUACUACUAUUUUAUUUUAUUAUAACUACCGGUAGUUUUUUCCCC